AUGGACAUCAAUAUCCAACAAUAUCUCCAAAUACCCCCAAACACGCCCUUACCCUUACUCUUCCUUAUCCUACUGGUCACCGUCGUAGUAACCAAACUAGCUAAAUCCAAAAGGCAGCGUUAUCCUCCCGGGCCUAAAGGAUUACCACUCUUCGGCAACUUGGGCAUGGUGGGCCAGCUGAACCACCGCGGCCUAGCAGUCCAAGCCCAGAAGUACGGCGGCCUGUUUUACCUAAAAGUGGGCCACGUCCACAUGGUGGCCAUCUCAACAGCCCAAAUGGCCCAACAGGUCCUACAGGCCCAGGACAACAUAUUCUCUAACCGGCCCGCGACCAUCGCCAUAAGCUACCUGACCUACAACCGGGCCGACAUGGCCUUCGCCCAUUACGGGCCCUUCUGGCGCCAGAUGCGCAAGAUAUGCGUCACAAAGGUGUUCAGCCGUAAACGGGCCGGAUCUUGGGCUUCGGUCCGCGAAGAAAUAAAUUCGCUGGUUAAUAAGGUCCAUUUAAGGAUUGGGUCACCGGUCAAUAUUGGGGAGGCUGUUCUUGAGCUUACCAAGAACAUCACUUAUCGGGCUGCUUUUGGGUCCAUGUCACAAGAGGGCCAGGGGGAGUUUGUGAAGAUCAUGCAGGAAUUUUCGAAGCUCUUUGGGGCUUUCAACAUUGGGGACUUUAUCCCAUGGCUAGGGUGGGUCCACGGUGGCGAUUUUCGAAGGAGGCUUGCCGGGGCCCGCAGGUCGUUAGACGGGUUUAUCGACAAAAUUAUUGACGACCACGUUGGUAAGAAGGAUAAAAAGAAAAAUCACGACGAUUGUGAUUUUGUGGAUAUUGAAGAUGACAUGGUUGACGAGUUGAUGAAGUUUUAUAAUGAAAACGGCGCAAAAAGUGUUGACCAGAAGUCGUCGGUCAACAUAACUAGGGACAACAUCAAGGCUCUUAUAAUGGAUGUCAUGUUUGGUGGAACGGAAACCGUGGCCUCAGCUAUAGAGUGGGCCAUGUCCGAACUAAUGCAUAGUUGGGAAGACCUAAAGAAGGUCCAACAAGAGCUCGUAAAUGUAGUAGGCUUGGCCCGUCAAGUCGACGAAUUGGACCUCGAAAAGCUCACGUACCUAAAAUGCGUAAUCAAAGAGACUCUUCGCCUUCACCCUCCGAUUCCUCUCCUCCUCCACGAGACCUCAACCGACACAAUCAUCAACGGCUACAAAAUCCCUGCAAAAGCCCGCGUGAUGAUCAACGCGUGGGCCAUCGGGCGUGACGAGAGCGCGUGGGCCGAGCCCAAUAAGUUCGACCCAUCCAGAUUCUUGAACAAUGAUGCGCCUGAUUUCAAGGGGAGUAACUUUGAGUUCAUACCAUUUGGGUCGGGCCGAAGGUCGUGCCCUGGGAUGCAACUUGGGCUUUACGCUCUCGAGCUGGCGGUGGCCCAUCUUUGUCAUAGCUUCGAUUGGGAGCUUCCGGAUGGGUUGAAGCCCGAUGAACUCGACAUGAAUGAUUUGUUUGGGCUCACGGCUCCUAGAGCGGUCCAACUUGUUGCGAUUCCCAAAGAACGCCUUAGUGUUCCUCUAUUUUGAUAUGUUUGUAGAUGUAUGGGAAUUUAAAUUUGGGGUUUGUUAUGAUUUGCAAGGUUUGGUUUAUGCUAGAUGUUUGAAUGAAUUGUGUUGUGUGGAUCAAUAAGCUUAUAAAUUGUCUUAUAUUGUUUGAACUUUGAAGUAUGAAAAAAAUAUGUUGA
Molecule: messenger RNA, 1724 nt
Organism: Striga asiatica
Lineage: Eukaryota; Viridiplantae; Streptophyta; Magnoliopsida; Lamiales; Orobanchaceae
Source: the annotation of a GenBank genome assembly